UGUUAACUUAACAUGCAUCUCCUUGUACCUAAUUCACAACCAACCCUUUUACAAAUCCUAGAUCCACGACCCAUGUGAACCGUCAUAUCGUCCGAGUUACCUUUAUCCUCAGCUGUCUUAUUGGCCUGCUAUUUUCUCCUCCUUCGCAUGAAAUAAAUUAAAUAGUACUAUGGAUUUCCUCAAAUCCGCUGUCGCCUCCGCCAUCUCCCAGGGGCCGCCUUUCCCCUACUCCUUUGGCGACAAGGUUGAUAUAGACGCCUCCAUCUGGACACUGUAUAAUGGUACGAGACGAGCCGAUGGAUCCAAUUGCAGCAUAUUUGCUUUCGAUAUACCCUCCAAUAAAGCGCGACUCCCCCUCGCGAAGAAUGCCGUCAAGAAGCUGCGCACGAUGCGGCAUCCAGGUGUUAUUAAGGUCCUAGACACCGUCGAGACAGAUUCCUACAUAUAUAUCGCAACUGAAAGGGUAGUACCUCUGAGGUGGCACGUUAAGAGAAAGAGCUUAAGUCCCGAGACUAUCAAAUGGGGUUUGUACAGCAUUGCGCGCACCGUCAAGUUCAUUAACGACGAGGGUUCCUCUGUCCAUGCCAGCCUCCGGGUCGCAUCGAUAUACACAUCCGAGAGUGGCGAAUGGAAACUAGGUGGUUUCGAGGUAUUGAGUAAUGUCAAGGAUGACGAUGCCGUAGUAUAUAAGUACGGAAGUCUAGUGCCGGAUGCCGCAAGAUACACACCACCAGAGCUCGCGCGCUCGGGUUGGGAUGCGCUCAAGAAGAGCCCCCAUUCGGCCGUCGACGCUUAUAACUUUGGCACUACUAUAUUUGAGGUGUUUAAUGGGGAUUUCAUGGGCGCGGAUCAAGCAGGACAGACUAAGAAUAUUCCGCCCAGUAUGCAUGCGGGUUACAAGAGGCUUGUCAAUGCGAACCCCAAGGCCAGAAUUACAGUGGGAGCAUUCCUAGAGCAAGGGCGGCGAUCUGGCGGUUUCUUCGACUCACCUUUAAUCAAGUUGACCGAGGGAAUAGAUAAUCUCGGUAUCAAAUCCGAAACCGAGAAGGAACAAUUCUUAGAUGAUCUUGACCAACUUACAGACGAUUUUCCAGAGGAGUUCUUUAAGAUGAAGGUAUUACCAGAACUACUCAAGUCGGUUGAAUUCGGUGGAGGCGGGCCAAAAGCGUUCGGUGUUGUCAUGAAGAUAUCUACAAAGCUAUCAAAUGAGGAUUUUGAAUCUCGAGUCCAGCCGGUUGUUGUCAGACUAUUCGGCAAUCCCGACAGGGCCAUACGAGUUUGUCUCUUGGAUAAUCUACCGGUUAUGAUUGACAGACUAUCCCAAAAGGUGGUCAAUGAUAAGAUUUUCCCAAACAUGGUAUCUGGUUUCGCGGACGUGGCACCCGUGGUGCGAGAACAGACACUAAAAUCCGUUCUCGUCGUCAUAUCUAAGCUAUCAGACCGGACGAUCAACGGCGAAUUGCUAAAACAACUCGCCAAGACGGCUAACGAUGAGCAGCCUGGUAUUCGGACGAACACUACAAUUUGCUUAGGCAAGAUCGCCAAGAAUCUUGGGGCUUCAUCACGAACCAAGGUUCUACUCGCUGCAUUUACUCGAUCGCUUCGAGACCCCUUUGUACAUGCUCGAAAUGCCGCGCUCCUAGCCCUUGCAGCCACAAGUGAAUAUUUCACCGAAGAGGACUGCGCGGUACGACUUUUACCGGCCAUAUGCCCAUCCUUACUCGACAAGGAAAAACUUGUCCGAGAUCAAGCCAACAAGACGUUGGAAAUUUACUUACAGAGGGUUCGCAAGGCUGCAGACGGUAUGCCUGAUACGGUCCAACCACCGCCUCAGACAACCGAAGGUGCCGGUCCGCGAAUGAGUACGCCGCAGCCGAGUGAGGCAUCUUCUUGGGCCGGGUGGGCAAUUUCAUCCUUUACCAACAAGUUGUCGGCUGCCUCCGGCGACAUGCAAACUGCGACAUACAUGAAUGCCCGGGUUACAUACACCGAUCCCGACCCUAACAGACGUUUCCUGCCAACAACAGUCCCGGCUUCCGCAUUUCACCGCCAGCCUGUUAGGUCUCCAUCGCCCUCCCCGCCUCUGUCACGAAACACGUCUACUUCUGCGGCCGAGGCUUAUUUCAAGGAUCCCGAACCAGUAGACGAUGACGCAGGCGAUGCUUGGGGUGAUAUGGGUGACAUGGAUGAUGACGGCAACGCAUUUUUCGAUGCGUCCAGCGAGCCGACAAAGCCCGCGAAGAAAGAGCCGGCAGCGUCACCAAAGCCGUUUGAUGACGGCUCGGAGCCCGACUUUGCGGGAUGGCUAGCGGCACAGGCAAAGAAGAGUGGUCCUGGUGGCGGGAGCAAGCCCCUUCCGAAAGGUCUCACCAAGACAAAUGGCAAAGCAUCUACCCCCGCUGCCACCAAGAAGCCCCUCACAUCCAGGCCAGCAGCGAAGGUAGUGGCGAAGAAGAUUGACACGAAACCGAAGGAAACAGAUGACGACGACGGAUGGGGAGACGGGUGGUAGUGUUUUGCUAGGAUGUAGAUAAGGAAAAGCAAUGUUUGGUUCAGAUGGAAGGGCAAGGACAUUGCAAGGCGUUUUGGUGUACGGAUUAUGGGCUCGGACUUAGAUAUCCGAGGGUUGAUUGCUUUCCAGCAUACCAGGCAAUAAGUGAUCAUUGCCGAAUCUAAGCUCUAAUACCAAUAGUGGCGAUAGACAUAAUAAAUACCUUACCUUAUAUAUAAAUCACAG
Molecule: messenger RNA, 2737 nt
Organism: Daldinia vernicosa
Lineage: Eukaryota; Fungi; Ascomycota; Sordariomycetes; Xylariales; Hypoxylaceae
Product: ARM repeat-containing protein
Exons: 1
Coding region: 170-2512 (780 amino acids)
Biological process (GO): protein phosphorylation; tRNA export from nucleus
Cellular component (GO): cytoplasm
Molecular function (GO): protein kinase activity; ATP binding
Source: RefSeq, a predicted model, not a curated record